Cygnus atratus (black swan) is the source of this 3645-nucleotide messenger RNA. RefSeq names its product class II major histocompatibility complex transactivator (gene CIITA). The record is from RefSeq and is a predicted model, not a curated record. Gene Ontology annotation, molecular function: protein binding; ATP binding. The transcript is spliced from 19 exons. Gene Ontology annotation, biological process: positive regulation of MHC class I biosynthetic process; inflammatory response; positive regulation of MHC class II biosynthetic process. Lineage: Eukaryota; Metazoa; Chordata; Aves; Anseriformes; Anatidae. Bases 1 to 3645 code for a protein of 1214 amino acids.
AUGAAUCUUUUUAAGGAGAUCCUGCCCAAAAUAAGGAAGAUUCUUUCAGGUGCUACAGCUUCUGAUGACCAUGCAUUGCUUAACCUCAUGCUGAAAGAACAUGUGAUAUCCAAGGAGUACCAUCAGGCCUUGCUCCAUGAAAAAGACAGAGAGGACCUUGCAAGGAAGAUUUCUCUGACAUUUGUGGAGAAAUGGGACCUGUAUUGGAAUACUUUGAUUCCCCACUCUUGUUUAAACCUCUGUGGCAGUAGACCUCAAAACAUUACAGAUAAUGAGCCAACAGGAACCAAGCACAUGUCUGACAGCAAGAGACAAAUCAUGGAUUCAGCAUUGGUGUGUGAAAAUGGCUAUCUUGAUUUGCUGCACAGUGACAUCGAUCCAGUGCAUCUGUUUACUCUCUUAGACCCUAAGUCAUCUGGAAAUGAAGAGGGUGACUUGUUUGCAGAUUCUGAAAUUGAUGCCAACAGCUAUGAUCAGUUGAAUAGUAUGGAUUUCCUGUGUACAGUGGAAAAUGAUGAAAAUGGGGAUGAAUUAUAUCUCUCUUCCAAUGCCAGAGAAGCUUAUGCUAGAAUAGCUGAAUUAGCAGAAUAUGUGCUCAAAGAUCAGCAAGAGAAGCAGGUGGAAGACACUUUUGCAGGGAGCCUUAUUUUGGAUGAAAUGACUGCUGAAAACGCUGAGAUAUUUACUGAUGUAAAGAUGCAGAAAUGUCACAAAAGAACAUUUUUAGGCUCCGUAGAGAGUUGUGCUGAUGUUUCAGAACCCAAAUACAAGAAAAUUGUGGAUGCCCCUGCAGUGUCUACAAGGAAUGGCAGUUUCUUGGCUAUGCCUCUCAACAGCCAUCCAGCUAGCUCCACCUCGCUAACUCACCAGCACAUGUCCUUUUCUGUUCCCGCUAUCAAUGCACUGGGAAGAAGUUUUGUAAUUCCUGUUUCAGGAUCUUCAGCACCUUUGAUUCCAGAGUGUCUACCCAUUGGCUUGGACAAACAAGAGAAUAUAGACUUUGCAGAUCCUGCUCAGCAGAAAAACAGUUUUUUAAUUGGAAAUGCCACAUCAAGUAUUAUAGCAUACCCAGCACUGACUACCUCCACUGAAACAAUGGUUUCCCCAAGUUUUCCAGUUAAUGCAUGUGGCUUAGAAAUGUUCAAAGAAGUCCAAGUUCCUGUAAUUCCUUCUGAAGAACCUUUCAAAAGACCAAGGUCAGUGGAAGUUUUCUGUACAGCGCUUAAGGAUUACUUCGGAGACAUAUGCAAAUCUGUGGCCAUGGAGCGUGAAGUGACUCUUGAUCACUUGUUUAUUGAUGGUACACUCGUGCAAAACCAAAUUGAAACCAAGACUGGGAAGAACAGUGUAAAAGCAAUGGAAAAGGAGCUGGUAACUUACAGUCUACAAUGGAAGGAAAAGGCAUCACUUGAAAGAAGCCAAAUAUUUCAAAUCCCAGGAGGUAAAGAUUUAGAGACUAAAGUGAUUGUGGUGUUGGGAAAAGCAGGAAUGGGCAAAAGCAUUCUUGUACAGAAGAUCUGCCAGGACUGGUCCAAUGGAGAGUUUCCUCAGUUUGAAUUUCUUUUUUGGUUUGACUGCAAACAAAUAAGCUUGCCUGAGAAGUGUUACAGCUUGAAGGAUCUGCUUCUUGAUUUUUUUGUAAAACCUCAAGAGGGAAGCAAAGAGAUCUUUGAGUACAUAUUGCAAAAUCCUGCUAAAGUCCUUCUGGUUUUUGAUGGUUUUGAAGGGUUGCAUGACCAUGAGAAUUUUUCUCGUUGCUCAAACAGACAGCCUGACAAAGACUUGUACAGUAUAAAGGAGCUGCUUUCAGGACUUAUCCAAAAAAAGAUACUCAAUGGCUGUACUUUAUUACUUACAGCAAGACCGAAAGACAAGGUGAACCAGUACGUGUCCAAAGUGGAUAAGACUAUUGAAAUAGUAGGAUUCUCUCCUCAGCAGAGAGAAUUGUACAUAACCAAAUACUUUGAAGGAUUACCCUACUGUGAUAAUGCACUGAAAUUAAUCAAAGAGAGUGAGUACCUGUUUAGUCAUUGUUACAGCCCUGUUAUGUGUAGAUUUGUUUGUUUUCUCUGUGAGACAGUACUUGAAAUGGGAGACAAAGGCCUUCCUUCAACUCUUACUACACUUUUCCUGAAAUUUGUUCAGCAAAAGAUAAUACCUAUGCAAACAGAUAUUACAGCUGUGCAAAAUCAAAAGAGCCUUGCUACACUAGCCCGUAUAGCCUGGUAUCUUGGAGAAAAGCACCAAAGUACCAUGAAAAGUGAUCUUCUUCCUUCUAAGGAAGUUAAAGAAUUUGCUCUGAAGUAUGGAUUUUUCCUGCCAUUUGCAUUCCCCAAACAUUCAGAUACUGAGGAGGAGGAAUUUGGGACCACAUUCUCCGAUUUCAUCAUUCAGAAUUUCUUAGGUGCGCUUCACCUUAUAUUAGCAGAAGACGUGAAGGAUAAAAGUCUAACAAAGUACCUGUCUUUUCCAUCCAAGAAGAAAAAGUCUUAUAACUGGUUAGAUUUACUGCCUCGAUUUUUGGCUGGAUUGUUGUUCCUCCAGGAUGAUGCCUACUUCUGCUCCCUUUCUAAUAAGGAAAUAAAACAAUCGACCAAGAAGCAGAAAACGCUCCUGAAAUAUAUUAGAAGGUUGCAGAUAAAUGACCUCUGUCCAGAGAGGUUACUCGAGCUUUUACACUGCGUAUAUGAAACACAAUACAAUUAUCUUUUGCAGCAUGUGACCUUAAGGCUCAAGCCAGACCUGUCUUUUCAGGGCAUUGUUAUUACACCACCAGAUGUUCAUGUACUGUACUCUACUUUAAAAAGGUCAAGAAAAGAGUUUUCCUUGGAUUUGCAAAACAGCAGCAUUGACAUGCAAGGGCUAAAAGACUUGGUUGGCCUGAAGAAUGUGGCAUCAUUCAGGGCCUCCCUUGGUGAUACAAUCAGGCUAUGGAAAUACUUAGAACAGACAAAAGACUAUGAACUGUUGAAACUGUCAACAGAAAAAUUUGUUCUCGAUCCCUUAAAGGCAAAGACAAUGAAGGACAUCAAUGACCUUUCAGACCUUGUAGAAAUGCAGGAGAUGAUCAAUUGCAUGCAAGAUGCCUCUGGUUGCAGCAGCUAUGAAAUUCCUGCCAUAAAGAACCUGAGAAAAAUAGAGUUUGCUCUAGGUCCAGCAUACGGCCUUCAGGGAUUUCUAAAACUUGUGGAAAUUCUGCCAUCAUUUCCAACACUUCAGCAUUUAGACCUUGAUGCUCUGAGUGAAAAUGGCAUAGGAGAUGAAGGAGCAAAGAGUCUAUCUGAAGUCUUUCCAACACUGAGAUCACUGGAAAUAUUGAACUUAUCACAGAAUAAGAUAACAGAUGCGGGUGCAGAGAAACUAGCUACAGCUCUUCCUUCCUUAUCUUCAUUAACAACACUAAGCUUGUACAAUAAUAACAUUUGUGAUUUUGGAGCAGAAAAUCUUGCAGAAGUUCUUCCUGCAAUGGCAUCUUUAAGAGUGCUAGAUGUUCAGUAUAACAAAAUAACUGGUGUUGGAGCCCAACAGCUGACUGACAGCCUACGAAAAUGCCCCCACAUAAAAAACUUGCUGAUGUGGAAUCCUACAAUUCCCUAUGGAGUUCUCGAACACCUUCAGCAGCUGGACUCGAGGAUCAGCAUGUAG